Messenger RNA from Entamoeba invadens IP1, 564 nucleotides. RefSeq names its product GTP-binding nuclear protein Ran, putative. The record is from RefSeq and is a predicted model, not a curated record. Gene Ontology annotation, biological process: protein import into nucleus; ribosomal subunit export from nucleus. NCBI's taxonomy places the organism in Eukaryota, Evosea, Mastigamoebida, Endamoebidae. Gene Ontology annotation, molecular function: GTPase activity; GTP binding. The transcript has a single exon. Gene Ontology annotation, cellular component: cytoplasm; nucleus. Bases 1 to 564 code for a protein of 187 amino acids.
AUGUCUAGUCGACUCACAUUCAACUUCAAGAUUGGGAUUGUCGGUGAUCCAUUCACAGGCAAGACCACUUUUAUACACAAGUUGCUUACUAAUUACUUUGAAGAAGAGUAUUAUCCAACAAUAGGUGCUGUAGUUGAACCAAUUUUCCUUGAAACAAGUCACGGCAAAAUGAGGUUGGAGCUAUGGGAUAUAGCCAAUGAACUAAAACAGGGCUUUUUCGCGUCGUGUUACAAGAAGAUGGAUGGCUUCAUAUUGAUGAUCAAUGCGUCACAGAAAGGUGCAGAAAAGCGAGCACUCAAAUGGGCAGAUUUUAUUAUGAAAAAGACACGACAGAACACACCAAUAGUUGUGAUCUACAAUUCGUUUGCAGAACCGUCGAACGAGAAUAAAAAGGAGUACAUUUUGAACAACGAGUUUCAUUUCUCUUUGAAAAAUACAGUCUAUUUCCAAGAACCCAUCAGGCUACUUAUAAAUAUGAUCACCCAGAAACGAGUAGUCUUCUCGAUGUAUGGGCUCAUGCUUCAAAACCAAUACAAUGAGUGUUACAACUCAAUAUCUGUGUAA